This is a messenger RNA of Magallana angulata, 1108 nucleotides long. RefSeq lists its product as uncharacterized. Bases 228 to 1010 code for a protein of 260 amino acids. The record is from RefSeq and is a predicted model, not a curated record. NCBI's taxonomy places the organism in Eukaryota, Metazoa, Mollusca, Bivalvia, Ostreida, Ostreidae. Gene Ontology annotation, biological process: protein phosphorylation. Gene Ontology annotation, molecular function: protein serine/threonine kinase activity; ATP binding. The transcript is spliced from 2 exons.
GCAUUCAGUCGGACGGUUGAUAUAUAGAUAUUGAUAGAUCAUUAAAAGACGAGACAGAGAUUUAAACCACGUCAAUAUUUAAUAUGUAACCGAAUUAUUUGUGAUAUCGGGAGCUUGAAUUAAAUUCUGCGCAAAAGACAGAGGGGUACUACACAGCACCAGAACACCUCGUUGACAUUGAAGUCGUGAAAAUUGUUUCAGAGUCUCAUUCAACUUUGUUUUAAAAAAUGGAAAAUGGGACCCUGUCGUCCGUUAAAUUCAGUGGGUGCAAAUGUAGGAAAACGGCUUCUUUUGACUUUAAACUUAAGAAGAGAGGCAAAAAAUUCAACGUCUACAAGGGGCGGAUGCAUUCAUGUUGUGCCGACAUUCAGUAUGCAGCUGUAAAAGCGAGGGCGAACGAGAAAGGAAGUAGUUCGGACCUUGUUGACUACGUGAUAGCUUUAGAGGCUGCAAUAAAUAUAGCCCUCAGGUUUUCAAAAUGUUUCAAAAACAUUUUAACGGUUCAGUUUCCGGAACUACACCUAGCAGUAAUGGACAAUGUUAGUGUCUUCAACAAACUCUUCUCCAAGGGUUCCCGCGCACUGUCAAGCGAGGAAUAUGUUUUGUUUGAGCCUUAUAUCAAAGAUCUGAAAUAUUUCGUUACAGCAGAGGGUAUUGUUACAGACACGUGCCCUGUGGUGAUUGAAGAACUCUGUCAUUUUUCCUACCACGAAUCCAACGGCACCAACGUUCUACGUGGAUUGAGAGGGGCUUGGGAAAAGAACGGAAAAAGCUUCCGCCUCGCUUCACCGUCCACAAAGUAUUUUGUCGAAAAAUGCACCGAAUCUGAAAUUCCUUGUGCCAUUAACAAUUUCUUUCAAACCCAUAGAUGCACUGCUGUUUGUGAAAAAUGGCUGGUUCCGAAUCAAAAGCAAGGUGCGCCAGCAGCGACGGACAUUUCCACAUCCGGGGCUUGUGGUCCGGUAAUGGAACUGCCCCCGUCCUACAGUUAUAUCGUGGAAUCUCACUGACACAUUAUGUAAUUUAUGCAUGCUUUUUAAAAUCUUAGUUGAAAUAUUGGUCGUCGUAAUUUACUUUUUUGCUUGAUCUCAAUAAAUGUUGAAAAUAA